AGGCUGAUGAAAAAGAGAGAUGAGGGAGGGAAGAUUCGUGUUGACUUUCCUUCUCUGUGUUUCUUUCCAUUACAAAACAUCAAACAAUUUGAUCAAAAUAUCUUAUUGUUGAUUCGAUCCAUCUUCUUCUUCUUCAUCAUCAUCGACCUCACGCGUUGUGUCGUCGUCUUAUUCUUCGUUUUCACAUAAAUAUCGUUGCAUCGAUCUCCACCUAAGUUUCGUUGAUCCUUAUUCAAAUCUCGCGUUGUGACUUGUGAGUGAACCAAUCAUGGGAAACUGUUGCGGAACGGCGGGAUCGUUCCCUCAGAACGACGACAGCAACAAACCAAAGAAAGGAAAGAAGAAGCAAAACCCUUUCUCGAUCGACUACGGUCUCCACCACAACGGAGGAGGAGGAGGAGGUCUCAAACUCAUUGUCCUAUCCGAUCCAACAGGUCGAGAGAUCGAGCAGAAGUACACGCUAGGUCGCGAGCUAGGGCGCGGAGAGUUCGGCGUCACGUACCUUUGUACGGACAAGGAGACAGGGGAGGUUUUGGCGUGUAAGUCGAUCUUGAAGAAGAAGCUGAGGACGGCUGUGGAUAUAGAGGAUGUGAGGAGAGAAGCUGAGAUCAUGAGGCAUAUGCCUGAGCACCCUAAUUUGGUUACGUUGAAGGAGACUUAUGAGGAUGAGUAUGCUGUGCAUUUGGUUAUGGAGCUUUGUGAAGGUGGUGAGUUGUUUGAUAGGAUUGUGGCUAGAGGACAUUAUACUGAGAGAGCUGCUGCUGCUGUUACUAAGACCAUUAUUGAAGUUGUUCAGGUGUGUCAUAAGCAUGGGGUAAUGCACAGGGAUCUGAAACCUGAGAACUUCUUGUUUGCAAACAAGAAGGAGACUGCACCUCUUAAGGCUAUUGAUUUUGGACUCUCGGUUUUCUUCAAACCAGGCGAGAGGUUCAACGAAAUCGUUGGGAGUCCGUACUACAUGGCUCCUGAGGUGCUAAAACGAAACUAUGGGCCCGAAGUUGACAUCUGGAGUGCUGGUGUAAUUCUUUACAUACUUCUCUGUGGUGUUCCACCUUUCUGGGCAGAAACUGAACAAGGAGUUGCACAAGCAAUUAUUCGAUCUCAAUUGGACUUCAGAAGGGAUCCAUGGCCCAAGGUUUCUGAACACGCCAAAGACCUUAUCAGGAAAAUGCUUGAUCCUGACCAAAAGCGUCGUCUCACAGCUCAGCAAGUGCUAGAUCAUCCAUGGUUACAGAAUGCAAACACGGCUCCCAAUGUAUCACUAGGUGAAACAGUAAGGGCAAGGUUGAAGCAGUUCACUGUCAUGAACAAGCUCAAGAAACGAGCACUCAGGGUUAUUGCUGAGCAUCUAUCAGAUGAAGAAGCUUCUGGUAUAAGAGAAGGGUUCCAAAUAAUGGACACAAGCCAAAGAGGGAAGAUCAACAUCGACGAGCUGAAAAUAGGGUUGCAGAAACUUGGCCAUAACAUUCCCCAAGAUGAUAUACAAAUCUUGAUGGACGCUGGAGAUACCGAUAAAGAUGGAUACUUAGACUGUGACGAGUUCAUUGCCAUAUCAGUGCAUCUCAGGAAAAUGGGCAAUGACGAGCAUCUCAAGAAAGCGUUUGCCUUCUUUGAUCAAGAUAAUAACGGAUAUAUCGAAAUUGAGGAGUUGAGGGAAGCUUUGUCUGAUGAAGUUGGUACCAGUGAAGAAGUUGUUGAUGCCAUUAUACGCGAUGUUGAUACUGAUAAGGAUGGAAGAAUAAGUUAUGAAGAGUUUGUGACGAUGAUGAAGACGGGAACAGAUUGGAGAAAAGCUUCGAGGCAGUACUCGAGAGAACGGUUUAACAGUAUCAGUCUCAAACUGAUGCAAGAUGCAUCGUUGAAUGCCAAUGGCGAUACAAGAUGAGAGAGUCUGAAUCAAAGAGAUGCAAAUCUUUCUUCGUUUCUUUAUUUUUUUUAUCAUUGAGUUUUUUUUUUUUGGUUGUUCUUACACUACGAUGUAAGCAUCUUAGGCUUGUAAGUUAUAACGAAUCGUGUGUUUGAUUUUCUGGCUGAGAGCGAGCAUGUGGAUCAAGAGAUAAAAAGAGUGUGGCAUGUGGCAGUGUGUAGAUAUUUUGUAUUACUGUGUGCUGAUAGAGACAUCUUCAUUAGUUUUUCUUGUGAUUAUCUGUAAUUUUCCAUAACAAUUGAAGAAUUAUAUGAGAGAUUGGAUUUGUUUUCUCUUUUGACAAUC
Brassica oleracea var. oleracea is the source of this 2212-nucleotide messenger RNA. Its product is annotated as calcium-dependent protein kinase 32. The transcript is spliced from 8 exons. Lineage: Eukaryota; Viridiplantae; Streptophyta; Magnoliopsida; Brassicales; Brassicaceae. Gene Ontology annotation, cellular component: cytoplasm; nucleus. Gene Ontology annotation, molecular function: calmodulin binding; ATP binding; calcium/calmodulin-dependent protein kinase activity. Gene Ontology annotation, biological process: intracellular signal transduction; peptidyl-serine phosphorylation; protein autophosphorylation. The coding region runs from base 269 to 1885 and encodes 538 amino acids. The record is from RefSeq and is a predicted model, not a curated record.